AUGGAUGUCAGUAGUAGCGACAGAAAAGACUUAGCCGACAAAGAUAAAAUUAAUUUUAUAGCAGCAUUUUUUCACCAUUUAGAUGUUGUGUUUUCAAUCAUAUCAAUUGUGAUAUUUUUCCAACACGAUAACAAAUCUAUUUUAGGAGUUGCUCUCACUCUUCUGAUUUUAGAAAGAUUGUACCUCUUUUUCUACAUAGGAGUAAAGACCUAUAAGUGGUCUUAAGCUAUCAUGGCAUUAGUAUUUUUAGAUUAUAUUGGAGAAAUGUGUAAGUCUGAGGAAGGUAGAGGAAUGAGGUUAUUUUUGAAGAAAUACUUAAGAGUUUUUUUAAUUAGCUCUCCUUAUUCUUUAUUCUGCUUUUUCACUUUUUACAAAGGGUACACUGCUAGUGGAUUGACUUUAGCUUGUGGCAUUAUUCAUAUUCUUAACACAGCUUAAACCAACUUAGAGUAUUAUACCUAAAACAUCUUAACAAUAAAAGCUAAAUAAAAAAUCUAUAUUUAUACAUUUAUAGCAUGCGAAUUUUUUUAUAGAUUAGUCUUUCUAUCUUUCUUUAGAAUAAUGAUUAAUCAAUCUGGAAUCAUUGGCUACAUGAUAGGUGAAUUUUGUGUUAAUUUCUUAUUAGAGCUUAUUAUUUGCAAAAAAGAAGGCUAGGAAAAGAGCUUUUGGAUUUUGUCAACCCUUUAGAAAGGUUGGGCAGGCACAUUUUACUUCCGUUUAGAAGAUACCAUGGUCUAAGAUUCUGAUGAAUGGAACUCUGAAAGUAGAAAUCUUGAUAACUACAGGUAGUAGUUGAGAGUAUAAAAUAACUUUAAGUCACUUCGUAGCAAGCUAUUUAUAAUAUUUAGGCUAUUAGAAAAUAUUUUUUUAACUAUAGUUGGAAUAGCUUAGUAUGCAGAUUAGAAAUAAGAUACUGGUUUAUUUGCUUUGGCAAUCAUUCUCCUUCCCUUUUACUUACUAUGGCAUAUUAAAUAUUGUCGCUUCAAUUUCUCUAAUCAAGAAACAUCUAGCAUUAACGAUUCUGUAGUUUAGGGAGCUGUUUAAUCAGCAUCUAAUAAAUAUAGAGAUGAAAAUAAUAAUAAUAAUAAUAAUCAUAAGCCACUUCAUUCAGAGUAAAAUGGUAAUCAUCAUACUCCAGAAACUAAUAAAUAUUAACAAAAAGACCCAUAUAUGCAAUAUCCAAGUGAGGUUACAUAAUAAAGUGAUAAAAAGCAGGUCCUAUAAGCAAACAAAAAUAGUGAAAAUGGUAGAAAUUUUGGUAAUUUUAAUAAUGCCGACUCUACUCCACCAGUAAUGCAUAAGAAAAAUUAGCAUUCAUAAUCAAGAAACGACUAUAAUAAAAACGUAGAUAUUGAAAUUGGCUCAUUAAAUGCAAGAAAACUCUAAGAAGAAUAAUAAGAAUAGUAACUAAAGAAAAAUUAUAAAUCUAAUCCAGGAAAUAUGGACAACAAUAAAAAGCAGAGAAAUAGUAUUUAAAAAGAAUAAGAUUAUGAAGAUGACGAUCCAUAUGGAUAGGCAGAUAUUAAUGCCUUUGCAAUCGAAUGA
This is a messenger RNA of Tetrahymena thermophila SB210, 1545 nucleotides long. Its product is annotated as transmembrane protein, putative. The transcript has 2 exons. Lineage: Eukaryota; Ciliophora; Oligohymenophorea; Hymenostomatida; Tetrahymenidae. The record is from RefSeq and is a predicted model, not a curated record.